AUGCCGCCGCCGAUAUGUAACGAUCAUCUGUUCGGGCCCGUGGUCAGUGGUUGUUCAGGGAGAACAUUUGACUUUACUAGGACCUUUGAGGACAUAUUCUUAUCGCUGGUCCCCAAUACUCUUUUUCUGAUCACUGCCCUGGUUCGCAUAGGAUACUUGGUACGGCAGGUCCGGGUGGCCAAUGGCCUAUUAUGUCAACUUCUCAAACUGCUGACUACGGCUAGAACAGCGAUGACUGUUGUCAGUGCGGCAGCGAUGAUUCCUCUUUCUUUUCUGGAGCACACAAGGUCGCCGCGGCCGUCUGACCUACUGACGAUCUUCCUAGUGCUAACAAUUCUGUGUGAUAUCGUAUUGACUCGGACAUCCUGGUUGGCCGGUAGUCAGUCUUGGCAAAUAGGUGAUGCAUGCAUCCAGACGGCAGCAGUAGUAGUAAAGUGCAUCAUCCUUGCGGUGGAAUCGAAAAGUAAGGACAACUGCAUAAUGAAUCACUCUGGAGUGGAGCACAGUCCGGAGGAGACCAGCGGUCUCUUGUCUCUGGCAUUCUUUUCUUGGCUCAACCCUCUCUUUUUGCAGGGAUACCGAGAAAAUCUCCGGGUAGACAGUUUGUACGCUCUCGAUGAAAAGCUGAAAGCAAAGACUAUGUUCUCCAACCUUGCCACAGCACUCAAUGGUAUGCCAUUUCCUCGGGGUUUCGCGAGGACACUCGCAAAGGAGUUGAUCGGUCCAUUUCUUCUCCCGGUGGCUCCUCGGCUAGCGAUGUUAGGAUUCACAUUCUCUCAGCCCUUCUUCAUCAAUGCAUUGGUGGCAAACAUUGCAGAAUCCAACAGCGUCUCCGCGGUGAACGAUGGCUAUGGACUGAUUGGUGCUUGCGUUUUAAUCUACGGGGGCAUUGCGCUGUCCACUUCCUUGUAUUCAUAUUACUCCCUGAGAGCCUUGCACAUGCUUCGUGCAUGUUUAGUUUCUGUCAUCUACCAGAAGAUGUUGGAAUCGGACACAAAUACGCUGGACAACGGUACAACAGUCACACUGAUGAGUACCGACAUUGAGCGCAUAAUGACCGGGUGGAUGGAUAUUCACUCCGUCUGGGCGAGUGUGAUUGAAAUUGCGCUUGGCUGCUAUCUUCUCCAUUCGCAGCUAGGCAUGGCAUUCCUUUCCCCAAUUAUUGUGAUACUAGUUUGCUUUUCAGGCAUGGCUUGUGUCAGUGCUAAAGCUGGGAACAGCCAGUCGGCGUGGAUGGAGAAGAUUGAGAACCGGGUUUCCAUGAUUACAACGCUCCUGGCUAACAUAAAGCCCUGUAAGAUCUCCAGAAUGGCCUCAGAGUUCGCCCACAUCCUCCAAACUGCACGUGACGAGGAGAUCCAGGUUGGAAGCCACUUUCGCUGGCUUCAAGUAAUCGCCGCGACACUUGCAUACACUCCCAUGUGUCUUUCGCCGGUUGUUGCCUUUGCUUUUGCCGGUCAGCACUUGAAUGUCGCGGGCUUCUUCACUUCCCUGUCAUUCUUGACCCUCGUCACCUCGCCUCUCACGGCUAUUUUCCAACAAAUUCCUGGCGUCAUCGCAGGCUUUACGUGUCUCUCCCGUAUCCUCCUGUUUCUCGAGGGGGGCAUUAGAUCCGAUCGCCGGACCGUUUUCAGACUACAAGAUAAUCAAAAGCCCGCGGCUUCCUCUGCUCCGUCUGCUGCCCUUGUAUCUGUCACCAACGGCCAUUUUGGCUGGACGCAAACGCAUUCUGUGCUCCGAAACAUCAACGUUAAUGUUCCACGAGGCCAGCUCACCGUCGUGGUUGGUCCUGUAGCCUGUGGAAAGUCAACCCUCUGCAAGGCAAUUCUCGGCGAAGUGCCCUUUGUGGAAGGAGAAGUCCUAUUGACUUCUCGCAUCCCGUCGGUUGGGUAUUGUGCCCAGACUCCAUUUUUAUCCAACCUCAGCAUCCGGGACAACAUCAUUGGGUUUUCCCCCUUCCACCCAGGGAAAUAUCAAGAGAUCAUUACGGCCACAGCUCUUGGUCCAGAUAUAGCAAUGCUACCAGCAGGGCAUGACACUAUUGUUGGCAGCUGCGGGGCCAUGCUAAGUGGUGGGCAGAAGCAGCGAGUGUCCUUAGCUCGUGCGCUAUACCAGGAGACUCCUCUGCUACUCCUUGACGACACCCUUACCGGACUCGACCAGGCUACAGAAGCCGAGGUAUUCGCCCGCGUUCUUGGUGCAGAAGGGCUUAUACGCCGGCGAGGAACGACUGUCAUUCUAUUCACCAGUUCCUGGCGGUAUCUGUCGUCAGCGGAUUAUAUCAUUACGGUCGGAAAGGAUGGUACUAUACGUGAACCCGGCCACGAGACGGAGCUUCUUGAGCAGAAGGACGAGCUUUUUAAUCCUGAGAAGAAUACAGAAACAGCUUUCCCAGCCAGUACAGAUAGCAACGCCUCAGUUACACAGCAGAGUCACAAUAUGGUGGUCAAAGGCAAGGCAAGCCAAAACCUCCACGUUCGGGCCAGCCAAGUAAGAGAUCUUGAUGUGUAUAAAAACUACUUUGGCACGAUACGCACAGCUGUCUUGGUAACCUUCGCGCUAUCCUGUACAUUGUUUGGGUUCGGUGGUAGCUUUCCCACCGUUUGGAUUAGCUUUUGGUCCUCGAACUCCUACAACGCCCCGAACUCCUACAACGCCCCGAACGCGUUCUAUAUUGGCAUUUACAGCCUUCUGAGCUUCCUCCAGCUUCUUGGCUUUUUCUUGGCCGCUCUUAUGGCCCUGGGCCCUAUGGUUACAGACGCAGGAUCAAAGCUUCACUCUAAUGCCCUCACAACAGUCAUUCGCGCCCCAUUGCGCUUCUUUACUGACACUGACACUGGGGCUAUCACCAGCCUGUUCUCACAAGACAUAACUAUCAUUGACGGUGAGCUUCCUGAACGCUUGUUCAAUAUCACAGCCGGCCUUUGUGGUAUUAUAGGGGCGGCGUGUGUGAUUGCUGUCGCCUCUCCGUGGCUGGCCCUGGUGUACCCGGUAUUAGUGAUAAUAUUUUGGAUCGUCCAGCGACUGUAUCUCAGAACCUCGAAACAAUUAAGAUUUUUAGACCUCGAGGCCAAAGGCCCCUUAUAUGCCAACUUCAUGGAGACAACCCAGGGCAUAACAACGAUCCGGGCCUUCGGGUGGACCACUCAGAAGCUUGAACAUAAUCACUAUCUGCUCGAUCAGUCACAGCGUCCAUCCUAUCUUCUUGGAGUGAUCCAGUUCUGGUUACUUCUGACAGCGAAUCUUAUCACAACCGGUAUCGCAACCUCAUUGACAGUGCUCGCCACACAGCUCCGAACAGAUCCUGGAUUUACUGGUGCCUCUGCCGUGACCCUCAUGACGUUUAGUGGGCUUGUCACUAUCUUCAUCCGAGAUUAUACCGCUUUCGAGACCUCACUUGGAGCUGUGAGCCGUCUGAAAACUCUGAGUGAUAAUGUCAAGGCAGAGGCCCGGGAAGGGGAAGAUCUCCACCCAGACGAGCAAUGGCCCAAAAAGGGCAGCAUUGAAAUCGAGAGACUUUCGGCUUCCUACGAUGAUGUUCCUGUGGACCAUCCAUCGGGCGAAUCACACCCCAACCUUAUAUUGAAAGAUCUCAGCCUCACAAUCGCUCCCGGCGAAAAAAUUGCAAUCUGCGGACGCACCGGGAGUGGCAAGUCGUCUCUUGUCCUUCUACUGCUCCGUCUCCUAGAUCCAAUAUAUAGUCCAUCCGCAAAGCUCACAAUUGACGACAUACCAAUCCAGCAUGUUGACCGUUCAACUUUACGUGAACGUAUCAUCGGAGUGCCACAAGAUGCAGUAUUCCUCCCCAACGGCAACACUGUGAAGGAUAAUCUCGACCCAUCAGGCCUAGCCACUGAAGAUGAAUGUCUCUCGGUGCUUAGUACAGUCAACCUGGACGGAUUGGCUAAUGGGUCACAUGGUCUCCAUACACCCCUAACGACGAAUCACCUCAGUGGCGGGCAGAAAAAGCUAUUCGGCUUGGGGCGCGCAAUCCUACGUCGUAUCAUAAGGGAUCGAGCUACAACAGAUACAGAGAGUCAUGGGGGCAUAUUGAUACUUGAUGAAAUUAGCAGUGGAGUUGAUGCGGCCACUGAGAGAACCAUGCAUGAGAUAAUUUCCCAUCAGUUUGAGGACUACACGGUUCUCGAGGUGGUGCACGGGCUGGAUAUCGUGCCACACUUCUUUGACCGCGUAAUCGUUAUAGAAAACGGUUCCAUUGUGGAGAGUGGGUCCCCAGCAGAGCUGCUUCAGAGGCCAAGCAGUUGGUUCAAGCAGCUUCUUCUCAUGAAUAGCGCCUGUGAUCAGCCAUAA
Messenger RNA from Aspergillus oryzae RIB40, 4311 nucleotides. RefSeq lists its product as uncharacterized. Gene Ontology annotation, molecular function: ABC-type transporter activity; ATP hydrolysis activity; ATP binding. The transcript has 5 exons. The record is from RefSeq and is a predicted model, not a curated record. Gene Ontology annotation, biological process: transmembrane transport. Lineage: Eukaryota; Fungi; Ascomycota; Eurotiomycetes; Eurotiales; Aspergillaceae. The coding region runs from base 1 to 4311 and encodes 1436 amino acids. Gene Ontology annotation, cellular component: membrane.